ACCACUUAGUCCACUCUGUGCCAAGUAUGAGUUGGUAGCCAAGCCAGGCCUCAGCUGGGCCACAUCUGGAGAAUUGGGGUGAGGGCACGACACCGAAUAAUUCUGGACUUAGCCCAUUCAUUCUUCUUGGGGGCACCAAGAAAAAGUAACCUAUGAUCUUAGAACACAACACCUGCACCGAAGUCCAGCAGCACAGUUGCCUGCCCUCACCUCUCUCUGCCCCUGCUCUGGCUGCUCCCCAUCUGCCUCCCUGCUAAGGUCUAUGCCUCAUAUUAUCUCUCGGACACCUAUGAUGUCCCAGAGCAGACGUCCUGCAGGUGUGCCUGCAGAUGGGAAUAUCUCUCCAAGUGUCAUUCAAGUGAUUGUGAAGACACCGGGACACCAGAACAGCUUUACGGUAGCUGGUGACACCUCAGUGAGGCAAUUCAAGGAGAAGCUGUCUGCUCACUUCAAAUGCCAAAUGGACCAACUGGUCCUGGUUUUCAUGGGCCGCCUCCUCAAAGACCAUGACAUACUGAGUCAGAGGGGCAUCAAAGAUGGCCAAACCAUUCACGUGGUCAUCAAGUCCAAGAAUGGCUCCAGAUCCCUGGCUCAUUCUUUCCGGAAACUGUUAACGAACAAUCCCUGCCAUCAAGACAGAAGCACCAAAGGAAACAGCAGUGGAGUGUCCCAGUCUGCAGGCAUGGGUCAAACCAAAGAAGAAUCACCCCUUCUCAUGGAGUCUGAUGCACCCAAGGUGGGUACUCAAGGCCCAGAAUUGGACAGUCCAGAGCAUAUUGCACAGAUGUUGAAGAAUCUUUGUGUUCAGAGGAUGUUGUCCAAUAUGGAUAUCAUGCACCAGCUUAUCUCAGAACAUCCAGAUAUGCAAGAACUGUUGCAGCAGAACCCAGAAAUCUCCCAUAUCCUCGAAAAUUCUGAGAUUCUAUGCCACACUCUGGAGUUGGCCAGGCACCUUUCCGUUAUUCAAGAGAUAAUGCAGAUCAAUCAGCCAGCACAGAACCUUGAGCAUCUACAGAACCCACAGCCGUACCUGGGCUUAGAGACAAUUCCAAAUGGGAACAAUGCCUUGGGCCAGAGCUAUGAUUUCAAUAACCAAAUUCUCAAUGGGAUGCAAGAUCUUUUAUGGGGCAACACUUUUACAGCCCUUCUGGCUGGUCAAGUACUAGAGCAAGUCCAGACUUCUUCCCAAUCUCUUCCAUCAUCCUCUGAGGAACAAUGGCCCCGCCCCCCUGCCCAAGUCAUUUAUGCUAAUUCUUGUGGAUUAUCAUCAAUCACCCCAACAAAUGCUACUCUAAGCAAUGCCAAUCAUGCUUCCAGGGAAAAUCCAGCCUCAGUCGCCCCUAAGGGCCAAAGCCAUGUCUGUGCUAUUCAGCAGCCAGCUGGGAUCCCAACCUUACCCAACACAGCCGUCACCCAGGAGCUUCAGGAAGAUGAUAAGGGUAUGGCCAUCCCUGUGGGUACUUCUGACCAGGGAUUAGAGGGAGAUCUCCAGCAGUCAGGUGAGCAGACCAGCUCUCAGCUCACAGGAGGAAUGAUCCAAUUGCUUAGGAACUAUCCAUACAUGGCUGCUCAGAUGCUGCUGCUCAUGAAUAUGCCCCAGCAGAGUGAACAGUGGAGACAACAAUCUCCCACAUCCUUGCAGUCAUCACAGCUUUCAGACUUGCUUUUAGCCCUAGCCAACCCUAAAACAUCACAAGCAAUACUACAGAUCGAGCAUGGUCUACAGUUAUUGGCUACAGAGGCUCCUAUUCUUUUGCCAUGCAUUGAACCUUCCCUUUGGGGUCUAGGUUGGCUUCCUCCUUUCAGCUGUGUCUACCCUGAUACAGUGCCCUGGACCCUGAAUGUGUCAGACAUGGCUGAGCCUGAAUGUGGCCCCCAAUCUGGAACAGUGCUGCAAAAAUCACAGCCUCCAUCUGGAGACCCUUCCCAUUCCUUACAAGCCUCCGAGGUUCGUUUCAGCAAGCAGAUAGAGCAUCUCCAGACCCUGGGAUUUGUGAAUGACAAUGCCAAUGUACAAGCACUCAUUGCUACUGAUGGGGACACAAACGCUGCUGUUCACAAGCUCAAGAAGUCACAGGAAUCCUGACCAUCGUGUCUUUCCAUCUGCUUCCUGCCUGCGUGUGGACCCAUUUCACCUCCUCAUCUGCCUUUGCUACCUUUCCUAUGCUUCCAAAUGGGAGAAGUACCGGAACAGGAAAACCGAUCAAUGCUUGCUCAACUGAAUACUAGAUCACUGGUCAUGGCUGGAAGAUCUGUCAAUAAAAUGGCUACACCUACUUGCCUUCA
Myodes glareolus (Bank vole) is the source of this 2286-nucleotide messenger RNA. RefSeq names its product ubiquilin-like protein. Lineage: Eukaryota; Metazoa; Chordata; Mammalia; Rodentia; Cricetidae. Gene Ontology annotation, molecular function: polyubiquitin modification-dependent protein binding. The record is from RefSeq and is a predicted model, not a curated record. Gene Ontology annotation, biological process: ubiquitin-dependent protein catabolic process. Gene Ontology annotation, cellular component: cytosol.